AUGUCGUGGGGAAACUUGACAGGUUCGAAGAAGGAUGGUGGGUUAGUCUUUCGAGAUCUUAGAUCCUUUAAUUUGGCUAUGGUGGCUAAGAUAGGGUGGCACCUGUUGUCUAAUCCGCACUCCUUAGUGUCCAGAAUCUAUAAAGCAAGGUAUUUUCCUCAUUCGCCUUUCUUUGAUGUUGAUAUUGGUACUAAUCCUAGUUUUGUAUGGAGGAGUAUUUGGCAAGCUAGGGAGUUGUUAACCCUUGGUUGUAGGUGGAGUAUUGGUGAUGGGAAGAACAUUCCAGUUAUGGGGGAGUCAUGGAUCAGAGGGCUGAAUGAAGGUUUGGUGAGAGGCCCUCAGCAACAAGGUGUGUAUGGGAUGACAAUUAGUGAGCUUAUGUCGCCUCUUGGUAAGUGUUGGAAUGUCCAUGCUAUAAAGCUUCUGUUUGAUUGUGGGGUUGUGAAGGAUAUUCUUCAAACUCCUUUGGUUGAGGAUGUUGUGGAAGAUAAAUUGAUUUGGAAAGAGGAGAAAGAUGGUUGCUAUAGUGUGCGGUCGGGGUAUAUAUUAUGGAGGAAAACGCGUGGUACCCCUGAUUCUAAUCGUGUCGAUGGUGACUGGUGUAGUCUAUGGAAUAUUAAGGCCCCUCCGAGAGUUAAGCAUCUUAUUUGGAGAAUUUGUAGAGAUGUUCUUCCCACAAGAAGUUUGUCCAAUAUUAUUGAUUCCCGUAUUAUUAAUUUUCAUGAUGAUGUUGCUUCUGUUCUUCUGGAUAUUUGUAGUAGUGAGGAUAGUAUGCUGGCAGGGAGAGUUGCGGAGUGGUUUGUGGCUCAGGAUAUUGGUAGUCGAGAUCAUGUGCACCCUUAUCAGCUGACUUGGAGACCUCCGUUGGAAGGCAGAUUAAAAUGCAAUGUUGACGCAGGAUUUAAUAUUAAUCGGGGUACUACUAAUAGGGGCUGGUGUAUUCGAGACCAUAUGGGGAACUUCAUUUCUGCUGGUACUGCUUGGGAUUUUGGUUCCUUCCCAAUCCUGGAAGCGGAAGCUUUGGCCCUCAAAGAAGCCAUUCGUAGUGCUAUUGAUUUGCAUCUGGAGUAUGUUAUUUUUGAGAGUGAUUCUCAAAAUACGAUUCACGCCAUUUGUUCUGAUGUUAAUGGUUUCUCUGAGUUUAGUUCUAUUAUUUCAUCUAUUCGUAGUUUAUUGGAUAAUUUUCCCAACUUUGAGGUAAAGUUUGUAAAGCGCCAAGCGAAUUCGGUUGCUCAUGCUUUAGCUAAGGCGGCCGAUUCUUGGACUAGGCGUAGUUUCUUUAAUAUGGUUCCUCCUUGUAUUGACCAUUUACUUAUUAAUGAUAUGAGUUGA
Messenger RNA from Vicia villosa (hairy vetch), 1332 nucleotides. RefSeq lists its product as uncharacterized. Gene Ontology annotation, molecular function: nucleic acid binding; RNA-DNA hybrid ribonuclease activity. The record is from RefSeq and is a predicted model, not a curated record. NCBI's taxonomy places the organism in Eukaryota, Viridiplantae, Streptophyta, Magnoliopsida, Fabales, Fabaceae. The transcript is spliced from 3 exons. Bases 1 to 1332 code for a protein of 443 amino acids.